CUCGGGCUCCUGUGAGCGGUGCGAAGACACUUGCUGUGCAGAGAAGAGCCAGUGAACGCAGCUCCGGACAAACAAAACAGAUCACUUUCACCCACAAAAUCCAACAUGUCUUCAAAGUGCCCCAAGUGUGAGAAGACGGUGUAUUUCGCUGAAAAGGUGUCAUCACUGGGGAAAGACUGGCACAAGAUGUGUCUCAAGUGUGACCGCUGCAACAAGCUCCUGAACGCCGGAGGCCACGCUGAGCACGAUGGACGGCCCUACUGCCACAAACCGUGCUAUGCUGCCCUCUUUGGGCCAAAAGGAGUGAACAUCGGUGGAGCUGGCUCUUAUGUGUACGAUGCUCCCGCCAACAACAACCCCACCAGCGUGGAUUCAGCCCCAAAAGCUGAGGAGAAGCGAGUGUUUGUCCCCAAGGCAGCACCCAAAGCUGCUGGAAGCAUCACCACCUUUUCUGGAGAGGCCAACCUGUGUCCCCGAUGCAGCAAGAAGGUGUAUUUUGCUGAGAAGGUGACAUCACUGGGUAAGGACUGGCAUCGACCCUGUCUGCGCUGUGAGAGGUGCAGCAAGACUCUGACUCCUGGCAGCCAUGCAGAGGUGAGGCAAAGACUGAGAAAACAAAGACGGAGGAAUACUGCGAAGAAGAAAAUAACUACUAGGGUCGCACAAUAAAUAUAAAUUUGAUAA
Messenger RNA from Notothenia coriiceps (black rockcod), 684 nucleotides. RefSeq names its product cysteine-rich protein 2-like. The record is from RefSeq and is a predicted model, not a curated record. Gene Ontology annotation, molecular function: zinc ion binding. NCBI's taxonomy places the organism in Eukaryota, Metazoa, Chordata, Actinopteri, Perciformes, Nototheniidae. The coding region runs from base 106 to 669 and encodes 187 amino acids. Gene Ontology annotation, biological process: intrinsic apoptotic signaling pathway in response to DNA damage; regulation of gene expression. The transcript is spliced from 6 exons.